Molecule: messenger RNA, 1430 nt
Organism: Chara braunii
Lineage: Eukaryota; Viridiplantae; Streptophyta; Charophyceae; Charales; Characeae
Source: the annotation of a GenBank genome assembly
GGCGUGCCUGAAGAAGUAACUCAAUCGUUGGUGGGAGCCUAUCAGGAAGACCCUGUCACGAUGGACAUCAUGUGCAAACUUCAAGCAAAAGACAAGACCACGGAAAGUGAGUUUGUGAUGGUGGACGGGCUACUCUAUCUUGAUAAGGCCGGAAUAAAAAGGUUAGUAGUUCCAUCUAGUGAACGUUUGCGUAGUUUGUUUCUAGGAGAAUGCCAUGACGCAACCGGGCACUUUGGCUACAAAAAGAGGAGUGCUAAUCUAGUUCAGCGAUUUUGGUGGCCUGGAAUGCUGGAUGACGCGAAAAAGUACGUAGAGAUCUGUCAGGUCUGUCAGCGGGACAACCCGCAUACUCAAGCACCGCUUCGGUUGCUGAAGCCCUUACCUAUCCCCGGUGGUCCAGGACAGAGUGUUUCCAUGGACUUCAUGGACACCCUGGUGACCAGUAAGAGUGGCAAGAGGCACAUCUUCAUCAUCAUCGAUCGAUUCACCAAGUACGCUAGACUAGUGGCUAUGCCAGAGACCGCAAGGACUGGCCAGGUCAUCACGUUGUUCAAGGACAACUGGUCAACUUCAAAUGACUUCAGGGAAUCAUCCCGAAGCCAUUACAUCAAGCCCAACCAGGAUGACUGGGAUGAGAAGUUGCCUCUCAUCGCCAGUUUGUACAACAACGCUGUACACAGCAGUACCGGCGUUAGUCCUAAUCAGCUGCACUUGGGAUGGAAGCCUAGAUCAGCACUGGACUUCCUCCUACCCGAAAACCGACCCUCUGCAACUCCAGGCACACUUGAGUAUGGUGUGCAAUAUGAGAAGUUGUUAGAGCAAGCUGUCGAGCAUAUGAAGAAAGCUCAGCAAGCAAUGAUUGCUUCUGAGAAUAAACAUCGACGACAGUCCUCAUUUCAGGUAGGGGAACGUGUCUGGGUUAAGGCUAGUGAGCUAGGACAGGAGUUCGGAAUCUCUCGAAAACUAAUGCCUCAGUAUUUUGGUCCCUGGGAAGUCCUGGAUAUAGUGGGGGAUGAGAUGGAUGGUCCCACAUAUGUCAUCCUUGUCCCUGGACACCUACGCACUUACCUUGUCAUUCAUGCCUCAAAGCUUGCACCUUUAGCUGAGACGGAUCAAUUCCCUUCAAGGAGAUCGAUGCUGCCCCCAACCAUGGAUGGCCAAGUGGACAUCGACGACAUUGUGGAUCACAGGGACAUACCUGUUCCAAAGCCGCUGGGCCGAGGAAGACCUCCCAAGCCCAAGAGAGAGUAUCGCGUCAGAUUCAGGCAUCACACGGAUCCAAAAGAAGAUCGUUGGUUUACCAGAGAGGAACUGAUUGAGAUAGCUCCUCAAGUGGUGGCAGAUUAUGAGAGAAAGCUGAAAGGGAAGUCACCUGCGAAGUAAGCAUCUCAUGCGUAUGUUCUGGGCUAAGGCCCCAGCAAGCCUAGAGC